AGAGGCGUCAUCGCAGCCUGUGAAUGAAGGAGCGGCGAGACACGUCCUGCGAGUUCUUCUCCACCUCCGUCCACAUCCACACCCCCAUCUUCACCUCGACCUCCAGCUGCCAUCGCACCGGAGCGCUCCGGAGGAAGGAGAGGGGUUCGAGGCGCUGCGCACGGACGGACGGGUUGGGGAAAGGUUGGGGACGGGUUCGGACGGGCGCUACAGCGGAUCAUUGGAACGGAACGAACGGAACGGGACGGGUCCCUGAACGGUCCCCUGGGGAACACCGCGCACAAUGCGCCUCAAGGUGGGCUUCAUCCUGCGCAGCCUGCUGGUCAUCGGCACCUUCCUGGGCCUCGUGGUGAUCUGGUCCUCCCUGUCCCCGUCCCCGAACGAGGAAAGACCCUUCGCUCAGGUGAGAGGCAGGGAUGCCGACGAGCCGCCGAAGGUCGAGAACGGCGCCGAGGGACGCCUCAAGCCCGUCGUCCCGUGGCCCCGCGUGGAAGGCGUGGAGGUGAACCUGGACGCCGUCCGGCGCAAGGACAAGGCCCAGGAUAACGGUCCCCUGGGCGGCGCACCCAAGGAGCAGAACGCCAUACAGCAGCAGUACGUCACGUUCAGACCGCACACGCACCGCUACUCGGACCCCGUCCUGAAGCGUGGGGUGCUGGGAAAUUUCGAGGCCAAGGAGCCGGAGCCUCCCGGCGUCCCCGACGGACCUGGGGAGGGGGCCAAACCCUUCGUCCCGGGGCCCGAGUACAAGGAGGCGGUCCAAGCCAGCAUCAAGGAGUUCGGCUUCAACAUGGUGGCGAGCGACAUGAUCUCCCUGGACCGCAGCAUUAACGAUCUGCGCCACCAAGAGUGCAAGUAUUGGCAUUACGAUGAGAACCUGCUGACCUCCAGCAUCAUUAUCGUAUUCCACAACGAAGGCUGGUCCACACUGAUGAGGACGGUGCACAGCGUCAUCAAGAGGACACCCAGGAAGUACCUGGCCGAAAUCGUCAUGAUCGAUGACUUCAGUAAUAAAGAGCACCUGAAGGAACGUUUGGAGGAGUACAUCAAGAGGUGGAACGGCCUGGUGAAGCUCUUCCGCAACAAGAGGAGAGAGGGUCUCAUCCAGGCCAGAAGCAUCGGGGCCCACAAAGCCACCUUGGGCCAGGUACUGAUCUACCUGGACGCCCACUGCGAGGUCGGACCGAAUUGGUACGCCCCCCUGGUGGCUCCCAUAUCCAAGGACAGAACCGUGUGCACAGUUCCUUUGAUAGAUUACAUAGACGGCAAUGUGUAUACCAUAGAGCCGCAACAGGGGGGCGAUGAGGACGGCUUUGCCCGAGGUGCCUGGGACUGGAGUAUGUUGUGGAAGAGAGUGCCUUUAAACGACCAGGAGAAGGCUAAGAGGGCGCAUAGGACUGAACCCUAUCGAUCUCCUGCCAUGGCUGGGGGGCUCUUUGCCAUAGAGAGAGACUUCUUCUUCGAGCUCGGCCUCUACGACCCCGGCCUGCAGAUUUGGGGAGGAGAGAACUUUGAGAUUUCCUACAAGAUCUGGCAGUGCGGGGGCCAGCUGCUUUUCGUACCCUGUUCCCGUGUCGGACACAUCUACCGUUUGCACGGCUGGCAAGGGAACCCGCCACCGGCCCACGUGGGCUCGUCCCCCACACUGAAGAACUACGUGCGCGUCGUGGAGGUCUGGUGGGACGAGUACAAAGAUUACUUCUACGCGAGCCGUCCGGAGACGCAGACGCUGGCCUAUGGAGACAUCGGCGAACUCAAGAAGUUUCGUGAGGAGCACCGGUGCAAGAGCUUUAAGUGGUUCAUGGAGGAGAUCGCCUAUGACAUACCAUGGCACUACCCACUGCCUGCCAAGAACCUGGUCUGGGGAGAGAUUCGAGGAUAUGAAACCAAUCACUGCAUCGACAGCAUGGGUCACACCAACGGAGGGAACGUGGAGACCGGACCUUGCCACAGAAUGGGAGGAAACCAGCUUUUCAGGAUCAACGAAGCCAACCAGCUCAUGCAGUAUGACCAGUGUCUGACCAAAGCGGCCGACAGCUCGUCCAUCUUCGUAACGCACUGCAAGCAGAACGAGAUGAUGGAAUGGAAAUACUUUAAGGAGCUCUACCGGUUCGCGCACCUUCCAACCGGCAAGUGUCUGGAUCGGUCCGACGUCCUGCACAAGGUGUUCAUCUCUCCGUGCGACAAGAACAAGAGCACACAGAAGUGGGAGAUGAACAUUCUGGCUGCUGUGUAGAAGAGCAGGACACAUGGAGCACAAGACCCUGUCCCCUUUUGGAGGCAACAGCAGCUGUAACUGGACACAUAUACAGGUCAAAUUUUGGGGUUCUGAUCAGGGGUCUAAAACAAUUAUGAGGGUAACUGCAGGAAGCAGGGAAGAGACAGUUCUUCAUGAUCAGAAGCCCACAGCCACUUCAUGUGAAGAGCAAUACCACGUGACCAGUUCCCCUUCCCAGCCUUCCUUAGUAUAGGUUUGAGUUUUAUGUAAAGAGUUCAUGAUUAUUUAAAUGUUUACUUUCUCCAUACAGUCUGACACUGGACAUUAAGGCCUUAAGCUUAAAGAUUGCUAUGUGUUGCUGUAUUUUGGGGUUUUGUAAGUGUAUAUAUAGAGAAGCAUGAAAUGCAUUUUUUAAAUAUUCCUUGGUUUGGGGGACAAUAAAGAAUGCUUUUAAUAUAAAA
This is a messenger RNA of Scleropages formosus (Asian bonytongue), 2679 nucleotides long. RefSeq names its product UDP-N-acetyl-alpha-D-galactosamine: polypeptide N-acetylgalactosaminyltransferase 7 (gene galnt7). Gene Ontology annotation, cellular component: Golgi apparatus. Gene Ontology annotation, biological process: protein O-linked glycosylation. Gene Ontology annotation, molecular function: polypeptide N-acetylgalactosaminyltransferase activity. Lineage: Eukaryota; Metazoa; Chordata; Actinopteri; Osteoglossiformes; Osteoglossidae. The coding region runs from base 284 to 2236 and encodes 650 amino acids. The transcript has 12 exons. The record is from RefSeq and is a predicted model, not a curated record.